Messenger RNA from Quercus robur (English oak), 1062 nucleotides. RefSeq names its product putative germin-like protein 2-1. The coding region runs from base 225 to 872 and encodes 215 amino acids. NCBI's taxonomy places the organism in Eukaryota, Viridiplantae, Streptophyta, Magnoliopsida, Fagales, Fagaceae. Gene Ontology annotation, molecular function: manganese ion binding. The transcript is spliced from 2 exons. The record is from RefSeq and is a predicted model, not a curated record. Gene Ontology annotation, cellular component: cell wall.
CCUUCCUUGCAGGCACAGUGCAGUACUAUCGAUUGAAGACUCUUUCUUUCUUUGAUUUUCUUUUUUAUUGUCUUUACAUUGUACUCUCACAGCCUCCACCUUAUAUAGAGGAAGCUACAAACAUUAGUCAUUCACAACUAAAAUCUCAAUUUCUUUUAUCUCCAUAUAGAGUAUAGAACGCCUUCUUCCACUGAUUUAAAGCUUCCUAUACAUAGAAUUUGCAGAUGGCCUCACACAUUCUCUUGUACGGACUUCUAGCUUUGUUUUUCACUGCUGCAUUGGCAUCAGAUCCAAGCCCUCUCCAAGAUUUCUGUGUCGCAGAUACAAACAGUCAAGUGCUCCUGAAUGGUUUGGCUUGCAAGGAUCCUAAGAUGGUUGAUGCCAAUGACUUUUCAAGCAGUGGACUUCAUAUAGCAGGCAACACAUCAAACCCCGCAGGGUCAAUGGUGACCCCAAUGACCGCUGCACAAAUCCCAGGACUCAACUCUCUUGGCAUUUCUCUUGUUCGUAUUGACUAUGCACCAGGGGGUAUUAACCCUCCCCACACUCACCCUCGUGCCACUGAAAUCUUAACUGUCUUGGAAGGUAGCCUUGAAGUUGGGUUUGUCACAUCGAAUCCUCAGAACCGCCUUAUCACAAAGGUGCUACAGAAGGGUGAUGUGUUUGUAUUCCCAAUUGGUCUCAUUCACUAUCAAAGAAAUUUUGGUAAUGGAAGUGCCAUUGCCAUUGCUGCUCUAAGCAGUCAAAACCCUGGUGUUAUCACAGUUGCCAAUACAGUGUUUGGGUCCAAGCCUCACAUUCCUAGUGACGUUUUAUCGAAGGCCUUCCAAGUGGAUAACAAUGUUAUCAACUAUAUCAAGUCUAAGUUCUAGACAAACUAUGAUUAUUCCAUUAAUUAUGACAAGAGCCUACUGCUCUUACCGUUUUCUGUAUGAGUGUGUCAAUUUGUAUCAUAGCCGGCCUCAUUGGAAGUUUGUGUGCAUUGUUUUGCUGUUCUGUUACAUUUGUAAUUUUAUUAUUAUGAUUCGUUUUGUUUCUUUAAUAAAAUGCAUUUUUUAUAUA